Molecule: messenger RNA, 3957 nt
Organism: Bombus impatiens (common eastern bumble bee)
Lineage: Eukaryota; Metazoa; Arthropoda; Insecta; Hymenoptera; Apidae
Product: transducin beta-like protein 2
Exons: 3
Coding region: 1456-3591 (711 amino acids)
Biological process (GO): endoplasmic reticulum unfolded protein response
Cellular component (GO): nucleus; endoplasmic reticulum
Molecular function (GO): nucleic acid binding; exonuclease activity; protein binding
Source: RefSeq, a predicted model, not a curated record
GAGAAAAGUGAAGUUAUCAAAAAUUAAUUUGAUUUCGGAUUUCGUAUAUCAUUGAUAUAAUGAAUCGUAUCGACCACUCGAAUGUUAAUCGCCGGAGCGCGGUUCCUUACCCGCCAGACAUCGAAGUAUUCGAUCGCGCAAGUGCAACUUCCGUUUCGGUGGGAGAACACAACUACCUUUGUGGGGGUUUGAAAUGGUGGGGAAUCUUCGAAGAGAGCGAGUUAAACGCGAGGCAGCUAGGUUACCAUCGCGUAUAUACCGGCACUAUUGACAUGUUCCGGCAAACACGCGCUUCGAGCUCUUACGAGCAUUACGUUCACUGAUCAAACUCCUAACGUGUCUCCUUCGCGAUGAUUCCGUCUGAUUUACGAGUGUACCGCCAGAGCAUGCGAUCACCUAAAUGGCUUACAUAAGUUGCGCGGUAACAUUAAUUACUUUGGGUAAACUGCAUGCACAUCUUAUUCAAUAACGUCGUGAGUAUUACUUCAAGAAAUUCAAAUUGGUGACAACCUAUUAAAACUGCGUAAACACAAAUCACGAAAGACACUUUCACGGAAGUUUCGGCACUCUUUCGUUUCUUCUUACGAAUACGAAAUAGAGUAGCCGGUUCUUGGGUCACUCGAUUGCCAGUUACGUGUUCUAUUCCCAUUUUAAAUCGAUGACAUAAACCGCGGCCAGUGUUGGGUAAUUAUUAAACAUUAAGUUCACCAAGCGAUAAUUCUUAUAAAAGCAAUAUUGACAAGAACGAAAUUUAAAUGAUACAAUGUGUCACACAUAAAAUACGAGCUUGGUGAGGAACGUGACGGUGACCUAGAAACGAUUUGAAGUGGUAACUUUGUCAUCUAAGUAGACAAAUCUCGCAACGGUGCCAAGAAAAAAAAUCGAAGUGGGGGAUCAAGGAAUGCGAACGUUAUUCUUUCAAGUUGCUGUGUGUCUCUACGAGUCAUGUUCGACCUACGAUUAUAAAAUUUGCACUACGAAACGAGAUCUUUCUAAGCUGUUGCGGAUGUAGAAAAUCAUUUUUGUUUCAUUUCAACGAAUUUUAUUCGCCUAUAAUAUAUACUUUAUACGGAAAAUACAAAAGAAAAUCGCGUAAAAAUAAGAUGGAAAGAUGAUCGGUGUCGAUAAUAAGAAAUAGAAACUGUUGGAAAUAUCUGGUGAAGUUUCGUUUCUACGAUUCCUCUGGUUCGUGGAUAAAGACGUGCCAAUGAUCGAGCUCGAGCAUUCCAUCUAUAAAGCGAAUAGUUCAGGUUUGCCGUGGAGUUGACGCACUGGCCGCGAUCGUUGCAUGAUAUCUCAUGUUUUUUGGAACACGCGGUUCGUGUGUGUGUUCCAGUCUCGCGUCUCGUGCUUGUAUUUUACGUUGAUUUUUAACGGACCUAUAUUGAAUCAAGCGUGCGUCGAAAGUGCGGUGAAAUAAAAAACAAAGUGCUGUGGCUUAAUUAAACGGUGAAGAUGGAGGAUACAGAAGGGAAAAUCACGCCGAGAAUCAGCAUGUCCGUGAUCGUGCUCGUGAGCACGCUGUUUCUUGGCGGUGUGCUGUUUGUAAUCGGUUACAUUGUUAGCCGGUUGUCACGGUCCAAUAAACCUUCGGAUUCAAUAAAAAAUGGUACAGAAUCGGAAAAAGUAAAGUUCGAAGAUUCGAGGGACUUAACGAGCGGAUCGACUGGAACGGCCGGCAGCAGCAGCAACAAACGCGCCAAGAACAAGAAGAGACGUGAAAUGCAACAGGAGUUCACGCAUUCGUGGAUGGUGGGUGUGCUGAAGGGACACACCGGUCCAGUUCUGGAUAUGAAUUUUUCCAGUAACGGCAGAUUUCUCGCAAGCUGUGCCGAAGAUUGCGGCCUGGGGCCGGAAGAAGAGGUGCUGGAUCCUGGGGAGACCGAUCAAUACAACAACUGUCAGGCGAAUCAUGAGACAUCAGGUUCAACGAAGGGGAGCAACAGCAAGUCGCCUUCCUCAACUUCCGCGUUGGCGACAAUUACCGCAUCCGAUGGCCCAUCUGCAACCUCGGACGGAGUAAAUUCGACGACGACAUCGUCGUCAACGAAGGAAGACCGAGCCAUCCUAAGUAGAAGGCAACGAAAAAAUCGUACCAGAACUCCACGAGAUCAACGUCGUGAGCUUCGGGACGACGAACACGAAGACGAGCAGUCCAGCCAACAGCAACAACGGCAUCGUCGACACGUCCACUGUCGAGACUCGGAGACCUCCGAGAUAAAGUCCACGGCGAGAAAAAAUUCGUGUUCCAGAAGAAUCCAGAUUCAGAAUGAUCCUCACGACGAGGAAAACAAGAACAACAGCGAGCCCGGGACAAAUGCAAAUGGCAGCUUGAGGAAGUCUCGCGGUAUUUUUCCGAGCACUCAGAGAAGGGAACUGCAGCAUUUGAGUGACGCAGCUCUCGCUUCGUUGCUUCGCAGAUACACGCUCACCGGGGAGCAGCUAGCUCACCUUGGCUAUCCCGUGGAGUACAGUUAUUUCCCUGGCUACGCGGUGAUUAUCAACCAUUAUCAGCACCCGAUGGGUCACCGAGCUCGUGGCUAUCAUCAUUUGGACGCGAACGCGCAGGAAUUCGUACCUGGCGGCAGCAGUGCUAUGUGGCCGGUGGAGAGCGAGGGAGACAGUGGACAUUGCAGCGGAAGUUCGGUGGAGAAUUCCGAUCUAGAGCAAGAGAGUGCUUCGGAUAGUGAUAAAAGUUCAGACAUCGGCGAGUCGUCGUCCUCUACCGAUUCAUCAUCUUCGUCAUUUUCUUCGUCCGAUUGCAGUUACCAAGAGCAAUCCAGAAGCGACCCGACUCGGGAUUUCUACGAACCGAUCCUGGUCGUCGAUGAAAGAAAAUGUGCCAGAUGUUACAGAGUGUUCUACGUGAACCAGAACAACGGUGAAUACCUGUACCACGAACCAUGCGUCUACCACUGGGGCAAGCUACGUAGCGGCCUUGUAGCAGGCACUCACUGUGAUACAUGGGAGUGUUGUCGAGGACGAGAUAACGCCCAAGGCUGCACUAUAGCUCGAAUGCAUGUGUGGACGGGAUUGGCGCCGGGUUAUAACGGCCCAUUCGAUGGCUACGUCCGUACCAGAUUGGCGAGAACCGUGCCCACGGAUGGCAAUUAUGGCGUUUAUGCUUUGGACUGCGAGAUGUGCUUUACGCGGCGCGGUCUCGAACUAGCCAAGGUCACCGUGGUCGGCAUCGACGGCAAGGUCGUUUACGACACUUUGGUGAAGCCGGACACCGAGGUGAUCGAUUACAAUACCAGAUUCAGCGGCAUCACUGCAAAAGAUCUGGCAAAAGCGACGAAAACACUCAGGGACGUUCAGAGGGACUUGACCAGUUUCGUCCACGCGGAGACCAUACUCAUAGGUCACGGGCUGGAGAACGAUCUGCGUGCGCUCAGGUUACUCCACACGACGGUGAUCGACACAUGCGUCGCGUUUCCGCAUUUCCUCGGUUAUCCUUUUCGUAGCAGUCUAAAGACGUUAGCGAGGACGGUGCUACGUAGAGAAAUUCAAGUAAAAGGGCACGAUUCCGUGGAGGAUGCUAGGAUCGUGAUGGAUCUUAUGUUAAGGAAGCUGCAGCACGACAUCUCGUAGGAUCAUCAACGACCAAGAAAAAGGGAAUUCGCCUAGAGAGCGGAAAAAGGAGUGCAGUGAAUGAACCGCCGGACUUCUUUUUCGCGAGAUGCUCAAACAAACUGCGUGGUGAAAAUCGAAUUUCUUUUUCGUCGUCGAGCAAUUUGAAAUUCGGAUGUUUGCUAUUAUGUAAUCUCGCCGCGUAGGAUUCCAUGGAGAGGUUAAAAUGCGUAAACGUCGAUGGUUCACGAUCUUCGUCUUCUCAACUUAAUAAGUUGAAUCUGUUAUGAAAACGUUAAUUGUGUCGGCCUGCGCGAGUAACUUCCGUCAGUGUUCAGUUCCAAGUGAAGUCUGUGAUACGUAACAAAAAAAAAAAAAAAAAAAAAA